UUGUACUCAGCAGCUGCAUCUUUAAGUCAGAGAAUGUUUAAAACAGCGCUUCUUUUGAGUAUUUUGAGUGCAGCUUAUCAGCAGGGAUGUUUGGCAAGAGAUUGUGAUACAGCAACUUCGAAUGCCUCAUCUGAAUUUGUCUUACAUCAACAAAGUCUAAUUAGCUUGCAGUUGAAACUAAUAACCCUGCAGGAAAAUCUGUUUCUGGCUGGGAAAACGUUAAAAGACGCUGAAGAAACUCGACGAAAGCAGAUCGCAGGAUUCGAGAAAAUUGGUUCGCGAUACUUUUACAUCGAAAGUCAUCUCAAAAGAAACUGGUGGGGCGCAUCGGAUGUCUGCCGACAAAAAGAUGGAUUCCUGGCUGCUCCAAGGAGUUCCGAGGAGUUGUCUGCAAUCAAAUUAAAACUGACGUCUGGCCAAAACUAUUGGGUUGGAAUCAGCGACCUGGGUGAUAAUGUCACUUACGUUUCUCAAGCAACCGGACAACCAGCCUUUUUGAUGUGGGCAACUUGGGAGCCCAGCCGUGUCUUUGGUAAUAAAGAUGAGGAUUGUGUGGAAUUGAUGGCACAAAGAAAUUACUUCAUGAACGACAUCAAGUGUAAUACUAGAAGUCAUUUUAUUUGCGAGCUGAGCGAUUAAAACAUAUGCAUUAAAAAAUUAAUCAACUCAAAUUUGUCAUAGAAAUUUUACAAUAAAAUCUAAUAUACAUAUGUAAAAAGUAAUGGUUAUAUAUAUUUUACGAAACAUAAGAACUAAGUAAAAUACAUAAAAAUCUAAAGCUAAAAGCCGAAAUUC
This is a messenger RNA of Drosophila gunungcola (fruit fly), 795 nucleotides long. Its product is annotated as C-type lectin 37Db-like. The transcript has a single exon. Lineage: Eukaryota; Metazoa; Arthropoda; Insecta; Diptera; Drosophilidae. The coding region runs from base 34 to 639 and encodes 201 amino acids. The record is from RefSeq and is a predicted model, not a curated record.